Misgurnus anguillicaudatus (oriental weatherfish) is the source of this 3178-nucleotide messenger RNA. The record is from RefSeq and is a predicted model, not a curated record. NCBI's taxonomy places the organism in Eukaryota, Metazoa, Chordata, Actinopteri, Cypriniformes, Cobitidae.
GUUUUAUUUCACAAUAUAGAUUCAUCAGGGAGGCAUUUGUUAAUUUUGUUUCGACACAAAAUCUAAAUACUGGUCCUGUUUUUGUUAUUUUAAGUUAAAUUUAUUUCAUGUACAGUAUCUGUCCAUGUACACCCUGCAUUAUCUUUAUGGACCACCAGGGGUCCAGGAUCUUUGCUUGCAAAGCUAUAAUUAAACUGAAUAAGACUAAUUUAGCACUGACUGGUAAUGGCCUAAUCCUAAAAAUGUUAUGAAUACUUGCACCUAGUUAAGCAACAAACAUUCUACAAUUACCUUGAAUGGGUGUUUAUAUGUUUACAAGGGUGUUCCUUUAAAUGUGAAAAUGUAGGUAAACACACAAGGCAAUUAACUACAAUGCCCUCCUUGUUUUCCCCUGUAUAAGGCAUCAAUCUCUUAUUUAGACACUUGGAUUAUUUUUCCAAGUUCAUAAACUUUAAAUGCAUACAGUGAUCCCUAUUAUCAAAUAAUCAGUCUUUUGUACUCUAACGCAAGUUUAUUAUGUACUGCUCUGUGCUGAAGUCUACCGUGUGUGAAAACAAACACCGUCUAGACGUUUUCCUGAAUAAACCUUGAAGUUGAAUGUGCCUAUGUGUUUUCAAUGGCGUCCCAUAUAUGACAAAUGCAUACGCUUUUACUUCAAAUAUUAGUGCAAUGAUGUAAGUGGAAGGAGAAAGUUAAAACAUGCAUUAUAAGAAACAAGAGUGUCAUUAUAAGAGGAUAACUUUAACUUAAACACAUUUUACAGUGUGUCGGUCUAAAUUUAGAACGGAUUCCCUUGUGAUACAGGACUGGCAUAAUCCAUGGCUCCUUUCAAUGGCCAUUUCCACUGCCUAAACUCAUAUCCUGUUUAUGUGUUUCCUUAAAGAAAAAGUUCAUCCAGAAAAAAAUCAUGUCAUCAUUUACAUGUAUGCAUUUGGCGGAUCCUUUUAUCUACAUGGCUCAAACCCUUGACCUUUGCACUGCUAAUGCAAUGCUCUAUAAUUUUACAAAAGGUGCCCUAGUUGGUGUCUGAUUGGUUGAUCAAGUUAGAAUUAGGGGUGAUAUAAAGUACAGAAUAAAUAUAGGAGUAUUAUUACUAUAGUUAUUUUAUAGUCACUACAAUGUAAAAAUGAUUUGAUUAAUAAGUCAAGACAACAUACUUAAUAUUUAACUCAUCAAAAUGCACAAACAUAUACACAACUAUAUAUUGUCAAUUUAUUCUAAAUGACUGUGUCAACGUCACUAAAAAAAUCUAUUGGUACACACAUGUAAAAGUUCUGGGAGGAAAAGUAGAGAAAGAGAGAGAGAGAGAGAGCGUGUGUGGGUAAUUUGACCCUGAGCUCCUACUCUACUUAACAGCUUUGGGGAGCUCAAGAUACUGCAUUUUUGGUGCACCCUGAUCCAUAAUACUAAUAAAUUAAUGUUAAAAAUGUAUAAAUAUUCAUUUUUCUUCUUUCUAUCCAUACACCUGUUCGUCUUGGCGUGUUUGAGCACCGCGCAACGACAUGGACCUUGGAGACACAAGGUCCAGUGGGAAACUAACGGACAAGUUUUUAGCUUACUGAGCUCUGGUUCCCAAUACCACGCUGUAGAUUCUCCACGAGGAAACACGAGAUUCUUUUUGACUCGGCACGUGAUGCCUAGAUUCACAAACAGGAUUUUGUUGAGACGUUUCGCAGAUUCAAGUGCGCAUCCCGACUACGCGCAAGUGCGCGCAAGUGACACGGACGGUGGCGUUGAUGCGAGACCAUAUGAGAUAUCUCGUCUCACACAGCAGACGAGAAACAACGCACGUUUGACAUCUUUACGCACGGAGAGGAAUGCGUUUUUAUCAGAUGGGGCACAGCGCACACAGUCCGCGCGCUCUGGCGCAUCACCAACUCGUACGACUACACUGGCCCAUAGGAAAUCUACAUUGCACACAAAUGCAGCAGGAAGCCGCGGUUCAGGUACCAGAAAGCAGGUGCCAAGACGAGUGUCAACCGCAAAUAACCCAGCCAGUGUUAAUUUGGAGAAGCCCCUUCUUCAACCACAACUCUCUACAACAAACUCAAUUCAAGCUAAUAACGCAUCGAGAAACAAUUUAGUGUCUGGUGCGUCUUCAUCUGUUAACAACAGGGAUGAAUCGAAUCUCCAGAUUGAUAGAGGAGUUGGCAGUAUGAUUGGUGAUGAGCCAACUAAUGCGCAGACCGAAAACCCUUUCAAUUAUAAUCUACUCCCGUAUGGAAGUGCAAAUAGACAUCGUCAGAGUAAUGGUUAUGGUACAAGGUAUUUCCACAAUGGCCUGCCUGAUCUGAUCCCUGAUCCGUACUAUAUACAAUCAGCAUCUUACAUUCAGAGAGUGCCGAUGUACUCAGUGAGGUGUGCCGCUGAGGAGAAUUGUCUCUCCAGUUCAGCGUACAGCUCAAGCAUCCGGGAUCUUGACUAUCGAGUGCUUCUCCGAUUCCCUCAGAGAGUCAAAAACCAAGGGACAGCAGAUUUUCUCCCAGUGAAGCCACACCAUCAGUGGGAAUGGCACAGUUGUCAUCAACAUUACCACAGCAUGGAGGCUUUCAGCAACUAUGACCUUCUUGACGCCUCCACUGGAAAGAAGGUUGCCGAAGGUCAUAAAGCCAGUUUUUGUCUGGAGGACACCAGCUGUGAUCCUGGUGUGAGGAGAAGAUACGCCUGCACGGCUCACACACAGGGGUUGGGUCCAGGCUGCUAUGACACCUAUCAUGCUAACAUCGAUUGUCAAUGGAUUGACGUUACAGACGUUACCCCAGGACAGUAUAUUUUAAAAGUAACAGUGAAUCCAGGUUUCCAAGUGCAGGAGUCAGAUUUUUCCAAUAACAUUGUCAGAUGUGAUAUCAGAUAUACGGGAUCACACGUUCAGGCUCACAACUGCAGAAUCACAGAGAACUGAUUCAUUUGGCUUCUUCCAAACCUUCAUUGUUGAAAUCGGCAUAUUAAAUGCUAAAUUAUUAUUAUUAUAUGUAGGCUUUAACUUAUUUUGCAUGUUUAGAUUUAUAUUCUCUUGCAUUACAUUGUCGAAUUAUUUAUUUUUAUUUCUCUCUUGCCAUUUGCGUCCACGAACUAUUCCAAGUUAAGUAAAGUUUGUGCAUGAAAUGAGACCAAAUUUUAUCAAGCAUUAAACACGGAAAAACAGACAUUUAUGUUGAACCUGUCAAAAUGUUUCUGG